AUGGACAAGUCGAUCCAAGCCCUUUCAUACGAUCACUGCUCCCUCAUCCAUGGUGCAGACAUUCCCUGCUUUAAGUUGAUUGGAAAAAUCUCUGAAUGCCAAUCUUUAUUUUUCAAGUCCGAUGAGGUCGAGGUCGCUGCCUCUCCUCACGAAGCUGCUCUGGUCUACGUGUCUACUCCGAGCCUUCAACUUCACAAUCCUCACUCAGAGAUGGACCGCAAGGUCGUAUCUCUUUCCCGACUCAACAAGGCCUGUGAUCGUUGCAGAAAGUCCAAACUCAAGUGUGACUGGAACAAACCUUGCUCGCGUUGCGUGCAAGAUCGAGUUCCCAACUCUUGCAAGUCUUCCGCGCGCAAGAGCAGAAGCUUGUCCGACGGAGUCUGUGCCAGCAUCGCGUGUGAGCCCUGUAGAUCUGCAAAAGUUCGAUGCGAUGCCACUCGACCCUGCAUGCGAUGCUGCAGGCUGGGGAGACAAGCAGAGUGUGUGGAUCAUCUCAAGGCAGUGACUGAGAGACCGCUCCCCUUCCUGCAUGGCAAACUGAUCUUCCAGGAUGAGAUGGAGGAAUUGUUUCAGGUUGACUUCGGGCGGUUGGGUUGGGCAUAUGGUCCCAUCAGACGCUGCUGGGAGUGGGGGCACGACCCUGUUGCGAUGUUGAAGAUUUUCCAAGAUCUUCCCCCCUACUUCCAGAACAUCCUUAGGGUAGGCAUGACUGCGAUAGGGAUCCUUGACAGCCACAAGCGAAGCAAGUCGAACAGUCAAGCUGACGGUCUGCUCCUUGGCAAGCACAACAUACAAGACGAUGUUGCCGACUCCAUCCCAGAUUGCCAAGAUCAACUUUGGGAGCUCAAUCAUGAGGUGUCCUUCAUGAAGCUCAGAUGGCGCAACAAGCAGAAGGAGAGGGCGAGCGUUCAGAUCAACAACUCCGUUUGCCGUGUGUUCGGCAUCCAUAAGGAAGAACUGAUUGCUCGUCUCGCUCGACAUGAAGUUCCGCUCUUGACCAGCGAGUUUGAGUGGCUGUGUCGAAUCCUGGACCUCAUGUUCUUUUCCAACUCCUCGCACGCCGGAAAGCCCAUGAUCCGAUACGAACGCUUCCUCUUGAAGUUUGGCAAGGAAGUCAAGGGAGCCCUUGGCUGUAUCACCAAUACUUGGGAACACGACUGGACGGGAGCGGUGGAGGCAGCGUGCUUCUAUGUGCGACCGAUUUCUGUCGAGGAGUUCGACUCUCAUCGAUGCAAUAGUUCACUCUCGCGGCCAGUGACAGGCUUCUGUCGAGGAGACCUCUCGGGGCGAGAGCUGCUUGAAACUGCUUGCGAUGAUGUGGAGGUGAGGAUUAGGGGGGAGGAGGCAGAGACUAACGCGGCUCAGAGGUACAAGAUCUCCGCUAUGAAACUCACGCUCGAGGGAAGGGAGGCUCUGUGGCGCCUCGCAGACCUGACGCAGAAGAAGCUAGCUCCCAUUGUAAGUCAGGCUGAGCAACUCAAGCGAUUGUCCGGCUCGCAUGACCUCCUGUAA
Molecule: messenger RNA, 1512 nt
Organism: Guillardia theta CCMP2712
Lineage: Eukaryota; Cryptophyceae; Pyrenomonadales; Geminigeraceae
Exons: 6
Coding region: 1-1512 (503 amino acids)
Biological process (GO): regulation of DNA-templated transcription
Molecular function (GO): zinc ion binding; DNA-binding transcription factor activity, RNA polymerase II-specific
Source: RefSeq, a predicted model, not a curated record